AUGGUGACAGCAGGAGUAGUGGUGGCAGUGCUGCUGGAAGAGACGGUGAUGUUGGCAGGGAUGAGACUGAAAUCGAUUGGGGCUUUUUGUUGCUUCGAAGGAGUAGCUAUAGUGGUGGCUAAAAACAGUGCAUUUUUACUAAAUGUAUACUUUCGGGUUGUUGGAGCAGCAGCGAAUAGUUGGAGAGGGGGUGGGGAGUGCAUCAUACAUAUACCGUCGGUACCGUGGAUAAUGGCUGUAUCUCGAAAAGGAGCAGUAAUUACAUCAGGUGUGUGUAUCUUACCGUUGGUGGCUCUGGUCUCAGCCAUAGCUCACUAUGGAGGGGAUUGA
This is a messenger RNA of Brugia pahangi, 330 nucleotides long. Lineage: Eukaryota; Metazoa; Nematoda; Chromadorea; Rhabditida; Onchocercidae. The record is from the annotation of a GenBank genome assembly.